UUAUCAAUUGAAUAUUCAUCAAGAGAUCACAUUGUUUCAAAGUUAUAGAUCAAUCUCUUACGACCUGUACGGAGUGUCUAGGUCAAGGAUGUUUAUCGACCGACCAAUCAGAUCGAUGCUAACAAAAACUUUUGAUUAUCAGAAUUUUGCAAAGCAAUCAAGAAUUACAAUGCUUUCCUCUCUGUUCAAAAGAUCCUUUUCUCAUUCAAAUGAAUUUUUGAUACGAGGUGAUUCUUAUGCCAUCGGUUUCUUCAUUCGCUCUUUAUCAACCAGUCCCAAGAGCUCUGCCAAGCAAGCCCUGAAAAAACGUUCGACGCAAAGAACGUCUUUGUUAACAAAAAAACCGGCAAAAAGAGCAAAUUCCCUUCGAGGAUCGUCGCUCGCUAAAAACCAUCCGCCUGGAAAUCGUCCGACGGCUCCCAAGCAAGUAUCAAAGAAAACACGAGGCUUCAUUCCCGCAAAAUUCAGAUUGCUUCCAAUCGAAAGUGAUGUUAGACUUGGAACGGUAGGGAGGAAAGGUCACAAAGAAUCAGCUGAUCUUCAAAAUUCAAUUGGUGUCAAAAGUGGAAGAUCAACUACGCAAACAAUCAAAGAUAUGACUCGAGAGGAACAAAUGAAACUUUCGCGUGUGAAAAAAAAACACGCAAGCUGCGAAGAUUUUCGAUUGGAAGAUUAUACGUUCGAAUCAUUCGGCCUACUACCAGAAGUUUACGAGGCAAUAAAACAAGGACCGCUGAAAGGAACUCAUCCAUUUAUGCCCACGGAAAUUCAAGCGUUAACUAUUCCCGAGAUAUUAAGAUCUGACAAUAGACACAUCUUGUGUGCAGCCGAAACUGGAACCGGCAAGACCUUGGCCUACUUGGUGCCCAUAAUAAACAAACUAAAAGAGGAGGAGGAGACGAAAGUAGAUGUAGGUUCGGAGAAUAUGGAUAAAGGCAUUCCAUCGGUUGCUGACGUGCUUCAGAAGGAAUUGGAAGAAGAAAAGCAACUCAGAGCCAUGACAAAAUCGACGAUCCGAAAUUUCAAUCGUCCCCGAGCGGUUGUCCUUUUACCAUCGCGGGAGCUAGUUGUACAGGUCCUGUCCGUGGCAAAACAUCUGUCGCACCUCGCAAAAUUUCGGGCGAUCGCGGUAACUUCACAUAUGGACCGAAGUUUUGUCAAGAAAACCUUACAGAUGCCAGUUGACAUAGUGGUGGCGACACCAAAAGGGCUUCUGGACUACGUGAGUAGCAAGCUGGUUAACUUGACCGACACCAAAUACCUUGUGAUUGACGAGGCGGAUACAAUGUUUGGCAAAGGGUUUGGGGAGGAAGUCGAGGAGGUAAUUAUGAAGGUGAAGGACCAUGGUCACAGGCAAAGUAGAUCGUGUCAAGUGAUCGUCGUGUCAGCAACUUUGCCAAAGGCCGUCAACGAAAUGUUGACCAAAGAGUUUCCAUUCAUGAAAAGAAUCACAAGUCAUUCACUCCAUAAAGCAUUACCAAAUCUCCGGCACGACUUUAUCGAUAUGAAGGAUUACAAUUUUAACAAGAGCGCCGCCGUUCUGGAUGUUUUGAAGAGAACCCACAACCCAAAUGCUAGCACCAUGAUAUUCUGCAAUACACGGGUUAGCGCGAUGGCACUUGAAAGUUUUCUGAAAUCCAAGAAUCUUCCGGUGAUUGGGUUGUUCGGUGACAUCGACGAACGAACCACGAAACUUGAGGCGUUUCGUAACCAAAAUCCCGAUGUCAGGAUACUGGUGUGCACAGAUUUGGUCUCGAGAGGUGUUGACACCACGUUCGUAGAACACGUGAUCCUAUACGACUUUCCUACAACGGCGGUGGACUUUUUGCACCGAGUGGGUAGAACGGCUAGAGCCGGUAAAGGUGGAAGGGCCACAUAUCUCAUUACCAAGAAGAAUGCAACACUGGCGAAUAGGAUCAAGAGAAACAUCAGGGACAGACGAGUGUUGUCGUAA
Acaulospora morrowiae is the source of this 1954-nucleotide messenger RNA. The record is from the annotation of a GenBank genome assembly. Lineage: Eukaryota; Fungi; Glomeromycota; Glomeromycetes; Diversisporales; Acaulosporaceae.